Messenger RNA from Caenorhabditis briggsae, 795 nucleotides. The transcript has 5 exons. The record is from RefSeq and is a predicted model, not a curated record. Gene Ontology annotation, biological process: fatty acid beta-oxidation. Gene Ontology annotation, cellular component: cytosol. Gene Ontology annotation, molecular function: enoyl-CoA hydratase activity. NCBI's taxonomy places the organism in Eukaryota, Metazoa, Nematoda, Chromadorea, Rhabditida, Rhabditidae. Bases 1 to 795 code for a protein of 264 amino acids.
AUGGUGAGGCCAUCUGCUGCUCUGCUGGAGGUAUUUUCCUCAUGGAAAGGAGGAGCAAUUCAGGUUCAGAACAAUGUCAAAUUGAAAACAAGACUCGAUAUCAUACUAAACCGUCCAGAGAAGAAGAAUUGUCUAUCUGGAGAGAUGAUGAAACAAUUUGGACAGCAAGUAGAGAAGUUCUCAAAUGAGGAAAAUGCAGUAAUCGUUGUAUCUGGAGUUGGAAAAUCAUUUUGCUCAGGAGCAGAUCUAGGACUUAUCAAAGAUAUUUCUGAUCAGAAACUUGGUGUUGAUAUGUUCGAAUAUAUGUCAUCCAUUCUCUCCCUUCUUCACUUUUCUCCAGCCAUUUCGAUAGCUAAAAUUCAUGGACAUGCUCUCGGAGGAGCCACUGAAAUCUGCUCAGCGACUGACAUUCGUAUUGCACAUUCCACUUCAAAAAUUGCAUUUUUUCAAUCUAAAAUGGGCAUUGUCCCAUCGUGGGGAGGUGCUGAGUAUUUGGAAAAAAUAAUGGGAAGAGGAAAAGCACUGGCAGCAAUGGGAAGAGCUAACGUUAUGUCGGCAGAAGAAGCAAAGAAACAGGGUUAUGUUGAUUUUGUAUUCGAAACGGAUGAAGAAGCAGAUAGCUUCAUCAAUCAGAUUGCUAGUAGCGGUUUGGCAGUGACUAAAGCUCAGAAAGCAAUGCUCAAUGCUGUUAAAAAAGGAAAAGAAGAACAGAAAACGAUAUUACAACAAGUCUGGAACGGCGAAACUCAUCGGAAAGCUUUACAGAAGCAAUUAGAUGCAGUCGUCAAAAAAUGA